AUGGAUAAAAUUCCAGAACAUUUAACUCACCUAUUGGAGACGUCAAAGUACCUACACCUGGGCACUUGCUCAAAAGACUGUGUGCCUUCAGUCUCAUUAAUGAACUAUACGUAUUUUCCACCUCAUAAAGCAUAUAAUCAACAAGCUGGAGCACAUUAUAUCAUAUUUCCGGUAAUGAUGGAUUCUAAUAAGUACCAUAAUAUUGUUGAGAAUCCAAAAGUGUCUGUUCUAAUCCAUGACUGGGUGACUGCUAAGAAGCUAUCCCUAAACAAGACAAGCGUGCCAAAUACCCCUAAUCUACAGCCAACAGAAAAUCAAGAGGUUCUGGCUCCUAGUAAGUUACUAAACCUUCUAGAAGAGUUGAAUCAGGCUGAACUCUCUCAGAUGAGUGGUACACUGCGCGGGCUGGCUGAAGUGGUGGAUCCUCAAUCUGAAGAGUCGAGUUUCUAUCAGAAAGCGUUGUUGAAGGCUAAUCCUGACGCGCAAUGUUUUAUUGAAGGAGAGAAUAUUGCAAUUGUCAAGGUCCAAAUUCAAGGAGCAACUGUCUCUGACAGCAAAAAUAAAACUAGCGUUUACCAGUAG
Molecule: messenger RNA, 582 nt
Organism: Eremothecium sinecaudum
Lineage: Eukaryota; Fungi; Ascomycota; Saccharomycetes; Saccharomycetales; Saccharomycetaceae
Product: pyridoxal 5'-phosphate synthase
Exons: 1
Coding region: 1-582 (193 amino acids)
Cellular component (GO): cytoplasm; nucleus
Source: RefSeq, a predicted model, not a curated record